CACGGAGUGGUUAUAUAUUUGGUGAGUUGAGCAUACCGAACGAAUGGAUAUCCGCGGAAGUGUAGUAUUGUGUGAAUUAAGAGAUAAGUAAAAUAUUAAUAUAGAUGUGUGAAUAAAAAAGUGAAAAGUGCGGAAAGUGCUACAAGUGGUACAAGCAGAUUUCUGUAAUGGUCGAACCAACCCUCAAAUUGUCCAAUGGCCCCAACGCCCUGUGCAAGGUAUGUGGCGAUCGGGCUUCAGGAAAACAUUACGGGGUGCCAUCGUGUGACGGUUGCCGAGGAUUUUUCAAGCGUAGCAUCAGAAGGUACACCUUAAAUCUCGAGUACGUAUGCAAGGAGGGUGGAAAGUGUAUCGUUGAUGUUUCCAGACGAAACCAGUGUCAGGCGUGCCGUUUCGCGAAGUGUCUCCAGGCGAAUAUGCGCCGAGAAGCUGUUCAACACGAGCGAGCCCCCCGCAACUGUGCGCCUUUCUCCGCCAUCAACGCAAUGAACCCAUCCGAUUUCUACGCUCCCCGUCCGUUCACAAUGCCACAGACAAAUCUGUUCUUUCCUCUACCGCUGCACAUAACUGCGUCGUCAGCAUUCACCCCAAUGGAUACCAGCCGAUUCAUAUCGCCCUACGGAGGAACAACGAUGUUUGAUCACUUCCCACCGACAGCAUUCGGUACGUCCACCGUACCGAACAUUUCCAACCAGAAAACAUCGGAAAAAAUCCUUUCGGAAUCCAUUUUCACCAAGAUCACUGGGGAUAUGGCUUCCCUGCAGUCCCCACCCGUGCACUCUAUCAGCUCCAUUCUGAACUCCAGCGUUACAGCCAAAGAGAACGAAGUAAGCAGCUCGGAAGAAUGCACCAACCAACCGACGGGGGCGACAACGAUUGAAAAAACAGAAACGGAUAUACUGUUUGAAACGGCGGCCAAGUUACUAUUUCUAGCGGUCAAAUGGGCAAAAUCGGUACCGUCGUUUCUUCAGCUGCCAGCAGGGGAUCAAAAGGUGCUGCUGGAGGAAUCCUGGGCAGAGCUGUUCGUAAUCACGGCGGCUCAGUGGGGAUUGCCAAUUGACGGAGAUUUCAUCGUUCGUAACCCAUCCGCCAUCAGACUACAAACCGCCAUACAACAGUUUGCGCUAGCACGUGUCGACUAUCGAGAAGCGGCCUGUUUGAAGGCUUUAAUACUGUUUCGGUCUGAUCAUGCCAAUCUUUACUCAGCGCACGAAGUUCUUCUGCUGCAGGAUCAAACGAUCGGUCUGCUACACGAGAAGUGCGGCGGUGUUCGGUUAGGUCAUCUGCUACUGCUGCUACCGGGGAUCAAAUCGGCGGCUAAUCCAAAGAUUUUGCAGGAAAUGCUGUUUCGGAAAACCGUCGGAGAAGUUGCCAUCGAACGGCUGUUACUGGAUUUGAUGAAAACGUAA
Topomyia yanbarensis is the source of this 1409-nucleotide messenger RNA. RefSeq names its product nuclear receptor subfamily 2 group E member 1-like. The record is from RefSeq and is a predicted model, not a curated record. NCBI's taxonomy places the organism in Eukaryota, Metazoa, Arthropoda, Insecta, Diptera, Culicidae. Gene Ontology annotation, biological process: cell differentiation; anatomical structure development; regulation of transcription by RNA polymerase II. Gene Ontology annotation, molecular function: nuclear receptor activity; zinc ion binding; RNA polymerase II cis-regulatory region sequence-specific DNA binding. Bases 168 to 1409 code for a protein of 413 amino acids. The transcript is spliced from 5 exons.